Molecule: messenger RNA, 975 nt
Organism: Phaethon lepturus (White-tailed tropicbird)
Lineage: Eukaryota; Metazoa; Chordata; Aves; Phaethontiformes; Phaethontidae
Gene: CCDC83
Product: coiled-coil domain containing 83
Exons: 7
Coding region: 1-975 (324 amino acids)
Source: RefSeq, a predicted model, not a curated record
AUGAAGGAUCAGUUCAAGGAACUGUUAAUGAACUUGCCUUCUGAUGUUCUUACUUUAAUAGAUCUGCACUCUCAGAUUGAAGAAACUGACCAAAGACUUUCAGUAAAGCAAGGUGAGAGGGAUUAUUGGUUGGAGUACAAAAAUGUAGGAUGUAAAACACAGGCCAACAAGAUUAUGAAUCUGGAAAAAGACAUCAAGGAAGUCGAAGAUGACCUUCAGAGGGCUACAGAAUAUUAUAGAAAUGCUUUGAAAGCAGUGAAAGAAGAAAAUGACAGCUUGGUUGAGAGGCACAUGAAGUUAAGUAAGGAACAGGCACCUGAGAAUGCUGUAAGAUACUUAGACAAAAACAGUUGCAGAGAAAUUGAAGAGAAUGAAUGGCUAAAAGAAGAGGUUAAGAUGUACCAAAAGGAAGUAAGUGAUUUGAAAGCCUCUAUUCAGCUCCUGGAAGAAGAAAAUAUCAGUUUAGUGGCAAAACUGAUUGAUGGCCGACUUCAGAAUCUGAGAGUACCCAGACAUUUGUUUCUUACCCAGGCAGCUGGCUUGCAGGAUGGAUUUCCUAAGGAUGAAAUGAAAGAAGUAGAGUAUAGAGAAUAUGCAGCAAAAGCAGAUGGAGAUGAAAGCCUCAGAAGUGCCACAGUCUCCUGUCAGAAAAAUAAGGCCUUUGCAAAGAUUCAGUCUAAAACAGAGAAUGAGAAGCCUCAAGACAGUGAUGAGGAGCUGCGGGAAAAGUCUUUCACUCCAACUCUUGAUAGCUUGUUGUAUGAAGAUGAAAAAGAUUUCCAGGAAUACUUAAAACUGGGUCCUCUGGAGACAAGGUUAAUGUGUGUUGUUGGAAAAGCCAUGCCUAUUCAUAAAGAACCAGAAGAAUUGCCAACCAGGAGCCACAGAGAAGAUGGCAUUAUUGGUAAAUCAGAUGGGCGCAUCACAGCUCAGAUGAUCAAGGCCUUAUCUAAAGAAAAGUUUGGUGAAAAAUAG